AUGAAUUCUACACGAAUUAAAAUCACUCCAACAGACCUCAAUCAGCAAAUUACUAUUUCAUUCUUUGGAAUUCAAAUGUCAUAUCAUAAAUCAAUCGAAACUUUUUCUAUUCAUUCUUAUGGAAUUUUUUCCACAUUAAGAAAUUUCAAAACAAAUAUUACGAUUUCACCAAAUCAAUUACUUCAUAUGUGCGCUCAAAAUGAUAUUCCACUAAAAUUUACUAUUAAAGAAGAAAAUUUUCUAGUUUCUGCCUUUGUAAAUAAUGGUUAUAUAAUUGAAAGUGGAGAAAAUAUCUCCAGCGGAAACAUUAUUUACCUAUCUAUUGUCCCAAAUUUUACAACUGAAGGAGUGUCAUCAAAAAGUUUAGAGAUUAAUUGUGAAACAAAUUCAUCUGCUCCGGUCUUGGAAGGAUUUUCAAAUCCUUUUGGAGAUGAUAUUUUCUAUAUUCUUCCAGAGGAAGGAGCUUACACACUUGAUCAAAUUAAAGCAUAUUCAAGAGAUCAUCAAAAUAUCUUCACAAACUGGCCAGGUGAAACAUUUUUACCUGAUAAUUUACCGUGUGAUGAAAUAAUAAAAAUGGAUAUUAUCAGUAAGAUUGUUACAAUUGGCGCUGGCAAGUCUGUAUGCACACAAGGAAGUUUUGUUUAUGCAUCAAAAGACAAAUUCAAAGCUACAGUUCACAAUUUGUCAAAUCCACAAGAGAAACCAGUAGAAGUAGAGAAUCCAUUCAGUGUUGCAGGAAAUUAUUUAAGCGUUAUAAAUUGUUCCGAUUCAACAAAGGAAUGUAAAGUCCAUGUUAUUUCGAUUAAUCAACCUCAAUCUACAAAUGAAGGAACAUUGAGUUCUGUUUUCACAACAAAGAAUUCUCUCAACAUGAAAGAAAAGCUUCAGUUUACGAAACAAUCAUCGAAAUCAUUGAUACUUCAAUCACAUAGUACACAAAAUAAAGAAAUAGAAGUCACCACAGAUCAUGAAAAAGUUAUCGGCGUUCUUCGUAACAGUGCAGGUGAAUCUGGUGAGAAAAAGCUCAAAGGAAAAACGAUCUGGGCAACAUUAAAUCCAGAUAUGGAAGGAGAACCAGGUGAAGUCAAUGUUGAAAUCAAUAUUAACAAAGUAAAGGAAUCAACAGAAGAGGCAGAAGAAUCUCUUUUCCCAGAUGAUAUUCUCUUCGAUAUUCCUAUUGGAGUUAAAACAGAGGAAGAACUGAAAGAGAACACCAGAAACAGCAGUUUAAAGAGUGUUGCCAAUAAUGGUGGUCUUGGCACUGGAGCAAUUGUAGGAAUUGUAAUUGGUGUUAUUGCUUUUAUUGCAAUCAUCUGUAUUCUCGUUUGGUUCUUUGUUUUUAGGAAGAAGUCUAAAAACAACGAAUCAGGAUCAGGCGAAAAAGUCUAA
This is a messenger RNA of Trichomonas vaginalis G3, 1392 nucleotides long. Its product is annotated as glycoprotein 38 family. The coding region runs from base 1 to 1392 and encodes 463 amino acids. The record is from RefSeq and is a predicted model, not a curated record. Lineage: Eukaryota; Parabasalia; Trichomonadida; Trichomonadidae. The transcript has a single exon.